UCCUCGUACGAAGGCGAAAGUGUGCCGCGUAUAUAAGGCCCAGAACUACUGGCAAUCAGCAUCCAGUUCACUUCUGGACUCACCCGGAACAUUAACUAAAUCCAAUAUGAAGUAUUUGUUAGUGUUCGCCUUGUUGGCGACAGCGGCACUUGCCGAGGAAAAGAAAGUCGAGGAAAAAUCCGCCGACGACAGCUCAUCAACCUCCACGAAAAAGAACGAAAAACGCGGAAUCUUGGGUCUUGGUUAUGGCUACGGUUACGACGUAGGCGGCUACGAAAUCGGUGCUGGACACGGACACGGUGGUCACGGUGAACACGGAUUCCACAACCUUCACGACUUUGAAUUAGACAAUUUGGACAGUUACGGUGGUGGUUAUCACGGUGAUCAUCAUUAUAAAACCGUCACAGUGGUUAAAAACGUACCGGUGCCUUAUCCCGUUGAGAAACACGUCCCCUAUCCAGUGGAGAAACACGUGCCCUACCCAGUAAAGGUACCAGUACCCCAGCCGUACCCCGUUGAAAAACACGUCCCAUAUCCAGUUAAAGUUUACGUAAAGGUGCCCGUACAUGUGCCCCAGCCGUACCCAGUUGAGAAGAAGGUCCACGUGCCAGUUCAUGUGCCAGUUGACAGGCCCUACCCCGUAAAGGUACUCGUACCUCAGCCAUACCCUGUGGAGAAACACAUUCCCUACCCAGUAAAGGUCCCAGUUCCUCAGCCCUACCCAGUCGAAAAGAAGGUCCAUGUGCCAGUCCAUGUUCCAGUUCACGUUCCCCAGCCCUACCCAGUUGAGAAAAUCGUUCACGUUCCCUACAAAGUCCAUGUCGACAGACCUUACCCAGUACCAGUUCCCAAGCCAUACCCAGUCCAUGUCGAAAAGAAAGUGCCUUACCCAGUUGACAGACCAGUUCCUUACCCAGUUAAGGUUCCAGUUGACAGACCCGUUCCUUACCCAGUUGAAAAACCUGUACCUUACCCAGUAAAGGUCCACGUACCCGCUCCUUACCCAGUCGAAAAACACAUUCCUUACCCAGUAGAGAAACCCGUUCCCUACGCAGUUAAGGUUCCAGUCGACAGACCUUACCCAGUCCAUGUUGAAAAACACGUGCCCUAUCCUGUAGAAAAACCAGUACCUUAUCCCGUAAAGGUUCCAUACCCUGUUCCUGUGCACCAUGACCAUCAUGAGCACCAUAAUCACCAUGAACACCACGGGUACGAGUACCCAGACCACGGGGGAUUCGAGCACGACUACCAUCACUAAAGAGCACGAAACCAUUUUUUAAAUAAAUAAUUAAAUAAAUAAAUAAAUAAAAUAGGUUUAUUUUUAAAUUGGUUCGCGCGUUUUACAACGGUUACCUGAAAAAUUAUAUUUUUUAAUUUAAAUAUCGAUUUUUUACCUUUAGAUUAAUCUGUCAGUUACCAUCGACUUUAUAUAAAUAAUUAAUAUUAAUAUUAAUUAUAAAUUAUACAUGUAAUUAUAA
Molecule: messenger RNA, 1478 nt
Organism: Microplitis demolitor
Lineage: Eukaryota; Metazoa; Arthropoda; Insecta; Hymenoptera; Braconidae
Exons: 2
Coding region: 107-1258 (383 amino acids)
Source: RefSeq, a predicted model, not a curated record